Molecule: messenger RNA, 6608 nt
Organism: Cynocephalus volans (Philippine flying lemur)
Lineage: Eukaryota; Metazoa; Chordata; Mammalia; Dermoptera; Cynocephalidae
Gene: SEC24A
Product: SEC24 homolog A, COPII coat complex component
Exons: 23
Coding region: 464-3742 (1092 amino acids)
Biological process (GO): endoplasmic reticulum to Golgi vesicle-mediated transport; COPII-coated vesicle cargo loading; intracellular protein transport
Cellular component (GO): endoplasmic reticulum exit site; COPII vesicle coat
Molecular function (GO): SNARE binding; zinc ion binding
Source: RefSeq, a predicted model, not a curated record
UGACGUGGCAGGCAAGGCCAGGCACGGUCCUCGGAGCUGGGGCACCCGCAGCUGUCAGGUGGCCUCCGGACAGUCCCACCGGGAGGGAGCAGCAAGCCAGCAGCGGCGGAGGCUGCGAGCCCGGAGCCGGAAGUGCCACGUGUCCCGUUUGCGCCUGCGCGGCCGGCGGCUGACAGACACUUCCGGCUGGGGCCUCCCUCCUCUCCGGAUUUAGCUGUCGUCUCCAAGCCGAGCAUUUGCGGCUCCACCUGCCCGAUUCCCAAGCAUCAGCUCCCAGGCCAGGCCGUGGCCGCGGGCGGGCUGGGGCGAGUGCGGAGCCAUGCCUCGUGCUUGAUGCGCCGCCCUCUCUUCUCCUCGUCUUCAGUCCUUAGUCGUUAGCCCUCUCCCUCCGCUUACAGCUCUCGGCUUGGCGCUGUUGUCGAUCCCGACCAGCCCCUUCCAAACCCGAUAAUCGCCGUUCGUCAUGUCCCAGCCGGGAAUACCGGCCUCUGGCGGCGCCCCAACCGGCCUCCAGGCCCAGAACGGGACCCCCUCGGCCUCAGGGUCUCCUUACACCAACGGUCCUGUCCAAAAUGCACGGAUUUCUUCACAAGUGUCAAUGAGCCAAGGAUAUAAUUCCCAGCUUCCAGGAUCCUACCCUCAUUUAAUACCAGCAAAGACUUUGAAUCCAGUUUCUGGACAGUCUAACUAUGGUGGUUCUCAGGGAUCUGAGCAGACUCUUAGUAGACCACCUGUGGCUUCUAAUCUGGUGACAUCUUCAAUCUACAGUGGUCCUGUUCCCCAAAUGCCACUACCUGCUUCUCAGAACCCAGUUGCUGCAACAAUGCCUUCUGGUAGCUUUCUUCCUGGAGCCAACCUACCACCGCCUUUGAACUGGCAAUAUAACUAUCCACCCACAGUAUCACAGACAAACCAUUGUCCUCCUGCAACAUCCCAACUAACUGUAUCUGGGAAUACAAAUUUAACAACAAAUCAUCAAUAUGUUUCUUCUGGAGAUAUUUCACUUCAAAACAGCUUCAUAAAAUCAGGUUCUGCACCUCCCUUAGCAAAUCCACCUUUGCCUACUACUUUUCAACCAGGAACUCCUCAUGGGCCCCUUCCAACUGGAGGCAUACCUCCAGUAAGGGCCCUCAUGCCCCAGAAAUCAUCACAUAGAGCUGUACCUCCACCUUCAUUUAAUUCAGCUAUCAACCAAGAAGGUAUUACAUCAAAUACCAAUAAUGGAUCUAUGGUGGUCCACAAUAGUUAUGAUGAAAUUGAAGGAGGUGGCUUCUUGGCAACACCACAGCUUACUAAUAAGAAUCCCAAAAUGAGCCGAAGUGUUGGAUAUUCAUAUCCUUCCUUACCACCGGGUUAUCAGAACAUAACACCACCUAGUGCAACUGGAAUGCCACCCUCUUCGUUGAAUUACCCAAGUGGGCCACAAGCCUUUACUCAGACUCCCUUAGGUGCUAAUCAUUUAACCACAAGCAUGAGUGGAUUAAGUCUGCAUCCAGAGGGUCUAAGAGUUAUCAAUCUUCUUCAAGAAAGAAACAUGCUUCCUUCAACACCUGUGCAGCCUCCAGUUCCAAAUUUGCAUGAAGACAUCCAGAAACUCAACUGUAACCCAGAGUUAUUUCGAUGCACGCUGACUAAUAUUCCUCAGACUCAGGCCUUACUGAACAAAGCCAAACUUCCUUUGGGGCUACUGCUUCAUCCUUUCAAAGACCUGCUGCAAUUGCCUGUGGUUACCUCCAGUACGAUUGUGAGAUGCCGUUCAUGCAGGACGUAUAUCAACCCUUUUGUCAGCUUUCUUGAUCAAAGGAGGUGGAAGUGUAACUUAUGUUACCGAGUCAAUGAUGUUCCUGAAGAGUUCAUGUACAACCCUUUGACCAGAGUUUAUGGAGAACCUCACAGAAGACCUGAAGUUCAAAAUGCUACUAUUGAGUUUAUGGCUCCUUCAGAAUACAUGUUACGACCACCUCAACCUCCAGUGUACCUCUUUGUAUUUGAUGUGUCUCACAAUGCAGUUGAAACUGGAUACUUGAAUUCAGUUUGCCAGAGUUUGUUAGACAAUCUGGAUUUGCUUCCUGGCAACACUAGAACAAAAAUUGGCUUCAUAACAUUUGACAGUACAAUCCAUUUCUACAGUCUUCAAGAAGGUCUCUCUCAACCUCAGAUGCUAAUAGUUUCAGAUAUUGAAGAUGUUUUUAUACCUAUGCCAGAGAAUUUGUUAGUAAAUUUAAAUGAAAGUAAAGAGCUUGUCCAAGAUUUACUGAAAACUUUGCCACAAAUGUUUACCAAGACUCUGGAGACCCAGAGUGCCUUGGGUCCUGCACUUCAGGCUGCCUUUAAGCUGAUGUCCCCAACUGGUGGUCGAAUGUCUGUCUUUCAAACACAACUUCCAACUCUUGGAGUGGGAACCCUGAAACCACGAGAGGAACCCAACCAAAGGUCAUCUGCUAAGGAAAUACACCUAACACCAUCCACUGACUUCUAUAAGAAAUUAGCUUUGGACUGUUCUGGUCAGCAGGUAGCUGUUGACUUAUUCCUUCUCAGUGGACAGUAUUCUGAUUUGGCUUCUCUGGGUUGUAUUUCUCGAUAUUCAGCAGGUAGUGUUUAUUACUAUCCCUCUUACCAUCAUCAGCACAACCCAGUCCAGGUACAGAAAUUACAGAAGGAACUGCAGAGAUACCUCACUCGGAAGAUUGGCUUUGAGGCAGUCAUGAGGAUUAGGUGCACUAAAGGUCUUUCCAUUCAUACUUUCCAUGGGAACUUCUUUGUUCGAUCAACAGACUUAUUGUCUUUGCCCAAUGUCAACCCAGAUGCUGGGUAUGCAGUACAGAUGUCUGUAGAAGAGAGUCUUACUGACACUCAGUUGGUUUCUUUUCAGUCAGCACUCUUGUAUACAUCCAGCAAAGGUGAAAGAAGAAUUCGUGUCCAUACUUUGUGUUUGCCAGUAGUUUCAACUCUGAAUGAAGUCUUUCUUGGAGCUGAUGUUCAAGCAAUUUCAGGAUUAUUGGCCAAUAUGGCUGUUGACAGGUCCGUGACUUCCAGUCUGAGUGACGCUCGAGAUGCUCUAGUGAAUGCCGUCAUCGACUCUCUUUCAGCUUACCGUUCUUCAGUCCUGAGUAACCAGCAGCCUGGACUCAUGGUUCCUUUUUCUUUGCGGCUUUUUCCACUUUUUGUGUUGGCUCUCCUUAAGCAGAAAUCAUUCCAGACUGGGACAAAUGCACGGCUAGAUGAACGCAUUUUUGCUAUGUGUCAAGUGAAAAAUCAGCCCUUGGUUUACCUUAUGCUCACAACUCAUCCCAAUUUGUACAGAGUCGACGAUCUCUCAGAUGAGGGAGCACUCAACAUCAAUGAUAGAACCAUACCUCAACCCCCUAUUCUUCAGCUUUCAGUGGAAAAGCUGAGCAGAGAUGGAGCUUUCCUCAUGGAUGCAGGCUCUGUACUGAUGCUUUGGGUUGGAAAAAAUUGUGCACAAAAUUUUCUCAGCCAGGUUCUAGGAGUUCAAAACUAUGCAUCAAUUCCACAGACUAUGACAGAUCUUCCAGAACUUGAUACACCAGAAUCUGCCAGAACAAUAGCUUUCAUCUCUUGGCUUAGAGAGCAGAGACCAUUUUUCCCAAUACUUUAUGUAAUAAGGGAUGAGAGUCCAAUGAAAGCAAACUUCCUUCAAAACAUGGUAGAAGACAGAACAGAAUCUGCAUUAUCAUAUUAUGAAUUCCUCUUGCACAUACAGCAACAAGUGAAUAAAUGAACAAAUGAAGAAAUUUGACUUAGUUAUUUCUAAGGAAAGUCAUGAUAAGGCAGAAUAUCUGGGAAUAUAUAACACCUUCCUUUUCUAAUAAGUUUGUGAACUUACGUGAUGAUUAAGAUGUUCUCACUGUGAUUUCAACAAACUAUAGCAAAUAAAGGACCAGAGCAGAGAAUCAAACAUACAACUCUGAAAUACUGUAUUUUUCAAAUCAAAAUAUAUCUAUAUAUGAUUGAAUACCUUUUUUCCUUUGCUGCCAAUUAUGUUUGAGUUGUUAUGGAUUGAAAUAAGACAAGACAAUAUUGCAGAGGCAAAGUACAUUUUGUAAAAUAAAGAGAAUUCUGUGUUCAACAUGUAUAUUUCUCAUUUUUUAUUUUUCUGAAUAUUUGGCUGCUACAUUUAAAACCUCACAAGACUAAGCGUUGCAGGGAAGUUACAAAUCCAUUGGUAAUGAUAUUUUUAAAAUCAAAAAAAUUCAGAAGUAAAUAGAAUGUAGAAAAACUAGGAGUAAUACCCCAUACCCACUUUUUUUCCCCUUUUUUAAGAAAGAAAAAGGAUCAUCAUGUUAACUAAAACUAGAGUAAACUAACUAGUCUAGCUUGAGAAGAAUAUGAAGUAAUGCAUUUAAGCUUUAAAAUCAGUCAGUAUUCUUUAUACUUGAAGAAUAAAGUCAUUUGACUUGAAGUGAAAACUAUAAUAAGGUGGUUUUCUGAUUUGGCUGAGGAAAACUUGGACAUCCUGUCUUACUCUGCAGUACAAAGAAUUGGAGCUGUCUUUAUAAAUAUAUUGGGACUGGUGAUGAUAAUAGAGAGAGAAAAAAACUUUAGUUAUCUUGAUCCCUUUAAGUGGGUUUUUGUUGGGUACAUUUCUGCUCUGUGAUGUAUAAUAAAAGUGUUAAUUUGGUGAAAUGAGGAUGAAUGAAAGAAAGAUUUCUUAAAUGGUAUCUUAAAUGUAUCAGCAACAUUUUCCUAAGGAGUUUAAUAAUUAAAUUGGAAGCCACUCAUAAGAAAUAUUUAUUCUUGGAUAUUAAAACCCAUUAAAGCAUGAAUGCUGCUAUUUGAUUUAGUGGAUAUUAACAUUUAACAAAUUCAAUAUAUUGAUGUUCUGAAAGACUUGAUUUCUGAACAUGCUCAAGAGACUGCUUUUUUGAUUCAGCUCAAGAAAUAUUGUCAAAACUAUUGAGCAAAUUUUGUUUACAAAUAGGUAAAUUACACAUCUGUGUAUUUAAAGUGCUGUGAUAUAUCUCUAAAAGAGUUUGGCUCAGUUUUCCCAGAUUCAUCUUGUCUUGAAUGAACUUCUUAUAAGAUGUUCAUGUCUUAUACUUGAUGAAAAGAUUUUUGGUUUUUUGUUUUAAUGGGUUAGAAAAUGUGUUUACAAUCUUGGUCUCAUAUGAUCACCAGUGAAAUAGUAACUUUCAGGUUUACAUCAAUAUGAGCUGAUUUUAACUAAGUUGCUUGGGAUAGGGAAGAAGCAGGUCCCUCUAGACUAUACAACUACUUCCAGCUGUAUCAGAAUAAUCAUGUUUUAUAAAAAUAUCAUCUCCCUUAAACAGUGUUAAAGUUUGUUUUCCGUGUGCAAGUGGUACGUUGAACUGGAAGUUUUCUUGAAAGCUGCUUCAUUUAUUUGAAGAAAUUUUCAAAUUGUAGUAAAUUAAAAUAAAUUUAUAUUUUCCCCUAUUUUAAAGAAAGAGUCAUUAUGUACUUAUUUUGAGAAACAUAAGUACAUAACUAAAAUCUUCUUAAUGUGACUUAAAUGUUGGUAUUUGUAGGUCCUUUCUUAAUAAUAGUAAAGAAUCUUCCAGAGGGAAACAUUUGUGCUUCUAGGGAUAAUCUUCCUUGUGCCUCACUACAUCCCUAAGUGGAUAUGACUCUUGUUAUUACCACAUGCUUUGUUAGUAUAUUUCACAAAUUUAGUUUUAAAAAUUUUACUUUAAAAAAUUGUUUUAGAUAUUGUAUAACAUGUGCAAUCCAGAAUAAUUUUAUAACAGGUCAUAAAAACAUAACUUUAGUUAGGAUUCACAGUAUUUGUUCUCUAGAUAAUGGGAGAAUGAAUGAGCCUUUUCAGGAUAUUGAUAUAAAGCAAUUAUUUUUUGCAAUAUUGAAUGUGUUUUCUAGUUUGAUUUUUUUUUUUUUUUUUUGCAGUAGGGCACUAUCUGCCGUAUCAUCUUGUAUUACUUUUUGAUGUAAAGCAACUAAUAUUUACACUAUGCCAUAUUUUUUUUUAUUGUAGUUGUAAAUUAUGAAAGAUCCUUGAAUUUUUUACCAAUCUACAACUACUAAAAUAACAGACAAGGGCAAUCUUGGUAUUUAAAUCUGAGCAUGGCAGUUCUACCAUAAAAAGUACUCUAUUUUUCUAAUUUCUAGGGUUUUUAAAAUAACAUUUCUGUAAGUCUUCUGACAUACUAAUAUUCACUCAAGCAGUACCAUUUGUUUUAGUUUGCGUAUAUUUCAUUCUUUUUAAUUUAAUGUAAUGUACUGAGUCUAAUAGACUGUUUUGCAAUAAUUAGAAUAAAAGAUUUAUUUCUUCUAAUAAAAGAUGCAUAACAGCUAUUAUCUAGGGGACCACCAAAUGUGAUUUCAAGAUUUAGUUAACUAUUACAAAUGUAAUCCUUAUGUAGAAAUUUUAAUUUUGUAAAGUAGUGUAUAAUAUUGUAACAUUAAAUUCUUGUUCUCAAAUUCAAAUAUGUAUUGAUUUUUCAAUGUGCUGUGUUAAUCUUGCUUCUCUGAAAUGUUAGAGACAAGAUUUGUCUUCCUUUUUAAAGUUUGUAAUUUUCACUGUUUUAUUCCUGUAAAAAAACAAAAAAAAAAGUCAUUUGUAACCCAUGCAAACAAUCAUUUGAUCUGUGCUAACUUACCAAUUUGGCUAUUCA